CACUCCACUCCAGAAUUAUGCACACCCAAGAGAGGAGGGAACAGCCUAUCCCCUGCCAUCCCAGGCCCACUCUUCCCUUCCUUGCUGGCCUUUCUAGCUGUAACAUGAAUCUAGAGUUCUUCCUGCUUUCAAAGCCUCUCCCUUGUUUCUGAUCCCUGAAGCCUCACUUGGACCCUGCUUCUCUCACCCAUGGCCCUUCAUUUCUUUCUGUACAUGAGUGGAGUGGACUAUUAUGCUCUGCCGGACUCAUCUGACCUCCUCAACACUCUUAAUACGCUUAGUCACUGAGUGAGACUCUAUAAUCUUAGAACUAACUGCCCACAUCUGCUUCCUUUGAGGGUUUUGGCCCAGCCCCUGGAGCCACUGCCUAUGGGUCCUCAAGGCCACCAGUAAAUCCUUAGACACAGGAGGUGGGGCAAGGAGAGCAGGAAACUUUGCCCUCAGCAAGAGAACCAUGCAAGAAAGGAUUUGGGGCAGGAAUGGUGUCCAGGAACGACAGGCUUCUCUUUGCUAAGAGUGUUCUCUGCGCUUUGCCUGCUCAGUGUGAGUGCAUCUCAGUCCAUGUGGGACAGGCCAAUGUGCACAUUGGCAAUGCCUGCUGGGAGCGCUACUGCUUGGAACACGGGAUCCAACCAGAUCGACAGAUGCCCAGCAACAAGACCAUCGGUGGAGGGGACAACUCCUUCAACAACUUCUUUAGUGAAACCGGGGCUGGGAAGCAUGUGCUCGGGGCUGUGUUUGUGUGUCUGGAGCCCACGGGGAUUGAUGAAGUUUGGACGGGCACGUACCACCUGCUCUUCCAUCCAGAGCAGCUCAUCACCAGCAAGGAAAACACUGCCAAUAACUACGCCUGAGGUCACUACACCAUUGGAAAGGAGCUCAUCGACCUGGUACUGGACCAAAUUCGGAAGCUUCCCACUUUUUAGGCUGAGCAGUGCACGGGACUCCAAGGCUUCCUGGUCUUCCACAGCUUCGGAGGG
Messenger RNA from Lontra canadensis (Northern American river otter), 980 nucleotides. Its product is annotated as tubulin alpha-1D chain-like. Gene Ontology annotation, molecular function: structural constituent of cytoskeleton; GTP binding. Bases 480 to 854 code for a protein of 124 amino acids. The record is from RefSeq and is a predicted model, not a curated record. Gene Ontology annotation, biological process: microtubule cytoskeleton organization; mitotic cell cycle. Gene Ontology annotation, cellular component: microtubule; cytoplasm. The transcript is spliced from 3 exons. Lineage: Eukaryota; Metazoa; Chordata; Mammalia; Carnivora; Mustelidae.